UAAAAUAUGAAAUUGACAUACAUUAGUACUUCUAUCAAUUGUAUGAUCAACGUUAAAGGGUGUCAAGUGUUUAAUUGUACAACCUGGCAAUUUAAUUACAAGUAUUUAAAAUGAGUACUGUAGACUGGGAUGAAGUUAAAAGACUAGCAGCUGAUUUUCAGAAAGCUCAACUAAGUUCUACGCUACAAAAAUUAUCAGAACGUAAUUGUGUGGAAAUUGUAACGAAGCUAAUAGAGAGUAAAUUAUUAGAAGUAAUAUUCACCAACGAUGGUAAAGAAUAUGUUACACCUCAACAUCUUGGCAAAGAAAUUAAAGAUGAAUUGUACGUUCAUGGUGGAAGAAUCAACAUGGUUGAUUUAUCACAAAUCCUCAAUGUUAAUUUGUCUCAAGUAUCCAAAGUAGCAAAUGAUUUAGAAAAACAUAACAAAGGAUUAAAGAUAAUACUUGGGCAGCUUAUUGAUAAAACUUAUAUAAAGAAGAUUGCAGAAGAAAUCAAUGACAGAUUAAUCCAACAUGGGAUUAUCAAUGUGUCAGAAUUGACAAUAGAUUAUGACUUACCAGCUGAUUUCUUACAGUCAGUAAUUGAAAAAGAAUUAGGAAGAAACAUAUAUGGUAAGCAAGACCCCCAAGAUUCUAAAGUCUUUUAUACGGAAAGUUUUAUAGCUAGAAAUAAAGCAAAAAUAAGAGGAGCCUUAUGUGCAAUCACAAAGCCUACACCGCUAUCAGGAAUCUUAGGACAGUGUUCUGUUUCAGAAAGAAUAUUUUUUUCAAUCCUAGAUAACUUACAGGAAAUGAAACAAAUUCCUGGUGUAGUAGCAGGAAAACAAGGAACAAAUAGUGUAUAUAUACCAACUAUAUAUUCUAAAAGUCAAAAUGAAUGGUUAAAUAAUUUUUAUAAACAAAAUGGUUAUUUAGAAUAUGAUGCACUUACUCGUUUUGGGAUAUCAGAUCCACCAAAUUUUGUAAAGCGCCAUUUUCCAAAUGAAGAUUUAGUCUUCUUAGAUUCUGUUGCAGUAGGUGCAAAUAUUAGAGAUCAAAUAGAUGCAAAUAUUGAAGAAGCUAUUGCAACUGGAUCUUUUGUUGAUAUAAGUCCUCUUUUACCAUCUGUAUUUUCUGAUAAAGAUAUGGAAAUGCUUCUUAAAAUCGCGAAGAAUAAAAUAAAUAUGUAUAAUACGUACGUAUUUGCGAAAACUGUAGUAAUGUCUGAUGCAUUCUUACAAUCUUUAAGUAAGUCUCUUGAGCCAAUGGCAGAUGCAAAGGCUAGAGAAGCAUUAGUUAGUGGACAAUGGUUCCAAACGAUAGCAGAGAAUAGGAUUAAAUCUAAAUCAGCGGACUUAAUAUUUGAAAAUAAAGGAAAUAAAAAAGAAGAACGUCGGAAGAAAGCUACAACCGGCAAAGCAGGUGGUGGUAUGCAAGGGCGAGAAACAAAAACAAAAUCUACUAAAAGGAAGUAUCUACAAGGAAAAAAUCGCGAUCCUGAAUCCGACGAUGAAAAUAUAGAAGUCCCAUCGACUAAAACUGGACUUAAAAUAGUAUCUUUGGAAGAUAUUAAAAAUGAAAUUGCAAAAGAUGAUAAUUUAGUAAUAAUUGAUGACCUGGUAGAUGAAUUAGCAUCAUGCUUAGAACAAAAAGUAAACAAUUAUGCUAUAUCUAUUGCAGAACAGUUAGCACAAAACAAUAAAACUACAAAUUUAAGUGAAAUUGAAGAACGUUUAAAUGUUCUAGUAACAAACAUUAAAAUAUUUGACAAAGGUAUUAAGCAUAUAGAUAAAGCGGAUCAAGCUGCUUUAACAAAGUACUUACUAAAAUCUCUUGGUACUGAUUUUGUCAACGAGAUAUUUAAAUUAGCUGCGCAGCAAAGUAUGCUCCGAUUCCCUGACAAUAUUACCACUGAAACAAGGCAAAAACUGCUACUUGAUUUGCCAGAGGAUGUGAAUGAACCCUUAACUAAUAUACACAAAUCUAUUGCUGGAAAUUCCAUAGAUGAUUUUUUGAAUUUUAUAGAUGCAGCAAUGGCGAUUUGUUGUUUAGUGCUAAAAAAAUAUGAUAAAAGGAAAGAAAGACCAUUUAUCUUGGGCCACAAAGAAGCUUUAUUAGAAAAGCUUAAUGCAACACAAGAUCCUGCAUUAGCACUACAUUUAGUCACAAGUAUAUUAUUUAUUGCAGCAACACAAAGUGUAUUACAUAUGUCUGGAAGACAUGUAUCAACAGUUCUUUCAUUUCUUCAAAAACAAUUGCAACUUUCAACGAUGGAAAUAUUAUUUAAAUACCAUGAUAUGGUGCUGAAAAAUUUAACUUCUUUAGAUGAAGAAGUAAAACUUAAUACUCAGAAGGAAUUAGAAGCUGGGUUGGUAGAAAUUAAAAAUAUUGCAAAUAAUUAUAAACAACAUUUAAAAAGUGAUAAACUACAAGAAUAGAGAAUAAAUACACAUAAUUGUAUGUAAAUAUGAAUAUUAUUAAUUUGUAUAAAAAUGUAUUCAAGAGUUUUAUACUAUGUUUUGCACUGAAUUGCAACAAAUUGUAAAAAAAAUAUAAAAUAAUUGGAAUUUUAUUAAAACGAUUGUUCAUUUUUAUAUAAGUAAUAAAUAAUAUUCUUUAAUAUUUUA
Molecule: messenger RNA, 2606 nt
Organism: Bombus huntii
Lineage: Eukaryota; Metazoa; Arthropoda; Insecta; Hymenoptera; Apidae
Gene: Ufl1
Product: E3 UFM1-protein ligase 1 homolog
Exons: 5
Coding region: 111-2417 (768 amino acids)
Biological process (GO): regulation of proteasomal ubiquitin-dependent protein catabolic process; protein K69-linked ufmylation; response to endoplasmic reticulum stress
Cellular component (GO): endoplasmic reticulum membrane
Molecular function (GO): UFM1 ligase activity
Source: RefSeq, a predicted model, not a curated record